AUGCCUUCCACACCAAAGAGUUCAAGUCCCACACCCGAAGAUAACAGUAUCAAGGUGUUGGUCAGAGUGCGGCCCCUCUUGCCAAGGGAAAUUCCUGAAAGUGGCCAAGAUGUCAAAUCGCUCGUGUCCAUGCCUGCGAAUGAUUCCAGAGUUACUCGAUUGGAGGUACCUGCCAGUUCAACUUUCAGCAACCAAAAAUCGAAGGUGCAUCGACCAUCUCAGGUGGAAUCAUCUGAUACCUCUGAGGAUGUCAAGACCUACCAUUUUGAUGAGUCAAUUUGGUCGUAUGACCUGAAUGAUGCACAUUAUGUCAGUAAUAAGCAAUUCUAUACUAAGACGGGCCCUAGCGUGUUGAACCACUUCUUUCAGGGAUUUAACGUUUGUCUUUUGGCAUAUGGCCAGACCAGUUCUGGUAAGACCUUCACCAUGAUGGGAAACAAGAAGGAACCAGGGAUCAUACCUUUGGUGGUACGGGAUAUUCUCCGCCAAAAGGAAAUCUUGAUAGGAGAAAGAAUCAAUUGUGAGGUCAAAUUGUCAUACAUGGAAAUAUACAACGAGCAGGUGAAGGACUUACUAGGAAAUCAACAAGGAAAGAUGAGGGUGAGGGAGCACCCAACUACUGGUCCCUAUGUGGAGAAUUUGAGCGAAUUUGUCAUCGAUCAGUAUGAAGACUUUGAGAAGUACUUGAAGGAUGGAAACAUCAGAAGGGCAACUGCAUCGACAUCCAUGAAUGAGCAAAGUUCACGAUCUCACGCGAUAUUAACCUUGACAUUGAAGCAGACCAAGUUCAACCUGUCGGAUCUGAAUGAAUCGAUAGGGGAAGCCGAGGAGGAAAUGAUCUCGAACAUUAAGUUGGUAGAUUUGGCGGGCUCCGAGCGUUUAUCAAAAACAAAGGUUUAUGGACAACAGGAUAGAAUUAAGGAAGGAACCCUAAUAAAUAAAUCGUUGACGGUUUUGGGAAGAUGCAUCAACUUAUUGUCAUCACCAGGGGCAUCAGCCAAGUCCAUUCCCUAUCGAGACUCCAUUCUUACAUAUAUUUUGAGAGAAAACUUGGGUGGAAAUUCCAAGACGCUAAUGAUAUUUUGCAUCUCGCCCAUCGAUUUCGAUGAAACCCAUCAGACGUUGAACUAUGCAACCCAAGUCAAGAGAAUCAAGACAACCGCAAAGGCAAACAAGACCAAGUUGGCCACGGUUCCGAUCGACUGGAAUCAGUUGGAAACCAACGACCAGGAUGUGGUAUCCUCGUUGAAAAACGAGAUCCAGGAGCUCACGGCCAAGCUAAACUCCAUCACCAUUGCGGAAGACGAGUCUCGUUUUGCCAAACUCAUGAACUACCUCGAGAAGGAGACGAGUAAGGUCAAGUUUGAGAACAAGUUCUUGAAGCAGCAACUACACCAGAAGACUGCCGAAGUUGCCGAGCUCUCCAGCCACGUUACCUACUUGGAGCACGAGGUGGGGUCGCUCACGCGGGAGGUGGUCGCUCACCAGCACCAAAGCUUGGCACGGUCCAAGGACCUUUUGCUAGAGAGUUGCCAGGCCGGGGAGAUUGCCAUGGGCGAACAAUUGGCCCAUUUCGACCCAGCGACGUUUUUUUAG
Messenger RNA from Suhomyces tanzawaensis NRRL Y-17324, 1596 nucleotides. RefSeq lists its product as uncharacterized. Bases 1 to 1596 code for a protein of 531 amino acids. The record is from RefSeq and is a predicted model, not a curated record. Gene Ontology annotation, biological process: mitotic spindle organization; microtubule-based movement. Lineage: Eukaryota; Fungi; Ascomycota; Pichiomycetes; Serinales; Debaryomycetaceae. The transcript has a single exon. Gene Ontology annotation, molecular function: microtubule binding; ATP binding; microtubule motor activity.